CUCCGCGGCUGCCCGAGGCCGCGGCUCUCGGGGACUGGGGCCAGAAGGCGCCCGGCGGGGCCGCGCAGGAUUCAUGCGGCGCUGCUCGCGGCUGCGGGAGCCUGGUUGCGCCGUUGCAGCCAAGCCGGGAGGGGCCGAGCGGAGGGCCGAGCCGAGGACCGAGUGCCCAGAAGCCCUACUCUCUGGAGCUGCUCAGUCCCCAGAGGAGCUGUAUUGGUGCCUGAGGGGAGGAAAGAGCUGUUUCCUGCUUCCUGGCUGCUCUGCCUGUCUCCACUGCCAGAACCAGUGAGCUGAGCGCACAGUCUCAACAAACCAGACAAUGGCAGUUGAGUGGGUUUUGAAAAAUGCCUGAAAUUUAGUGGUCUGCGUCUACCAUCUGCCUUCUCACCACCCUUAAAAAAGAGUAAAGGGAAUGUUUGAAAGAGAGCUAUACUGAAAGAAGAGUGUUGCAAAUGGCUUCAGAACCUAUGAAUGCAAAACAAGCUAGGAAUCACUUCACAAAGGGGAAAAGGCUUCAGUACCAGCAAGCAAAGUCCAGAUCUCCAGUUUGUGAUGGUAAUGGAGAAGACUCCUUUAUCUUUGAAGCAAAUGAAGCCUGGAAAGAUUUUCAUGGUUCUCUUCUUCAGUUUUAUGAAAAUGGAGAGCUCUGUGAUAUCACACUAAAGGUUGGCUCAAAGCUAAUCCCUUGUCACAAACUUGUUUUGGCUUGUGUUAUUCCCUACUUCAAAGCCAUGUUUCUCUCUGAAAUGGCUGAAGCCAAGCAAACACUGAUUGAGAUCAGAGAUUUUGAUGGGGAUGCAAUAGAAGAUUUGGUAAAGUUUGUCUAUUCUUCACGGCUCACUUUGACUAUUGACAAUGUCCAGCCUCUCUUGUAUGCAGCCUGUAUCCUACAGGUUGAACUGGUGGCUAAGGCUUGCUGUGAAUACAUGAAGUUACAUUUUCAUCCAUCCAAUUGCCUGGCAGUAAGAGCGUUUGCUGAAAGUCACAAUCGAAUAGAUCUAAUGGACAUGGCAGAUCAGUAUGCCUGUGAGCAUUUUACUGAAGUAGUGGAGUGUGAAGACUUUGUAAGUGUGUCACCCCAGCAUCUCCAUAAGCUUUUGUCCUCCAGUGAUCUAAAUAUUGAGAAUGAAAAGCAGGUCUAUAGUGCAGCCAUCAAGUGGCUUCUUGCCAAUCCUCAGCAUCAUUCCAAGUGGUUGGAUGAAACACUUGCACAGGUCCGCUUGCCGCUGUUGCCAGUUGAUUUUCUUAUGGGUGUUGUGGCAAAAGAACAAAUUGUCAAGCAAAAUCUAAAAUGUAGAGAUUUAUUGGAUGAAGCAAGAAAUUACCACCUUCACUUGAGUAGCAGAGCAGUACCUGACUUUGAAUACUCCAUUCGGACUACCCCAAGGAAGCAUACUGCUGGUGUGCUGUUUUGUGUAGGUGGUCGAGGUGGAUCUGGUGACCCCUUUCGCAGUAUUGAAUGCUAUUCCAUCAACAAAAACAGUUGGUUUUUUGGACCAGAAAUGAAUAGUCGAAGGCGACAUGUGGGUGUAAUCUCAGUGGAAGGCAAAGUGUAUGCGGUGGGUGGACAUGAUGGAAAUGAACAUUUAGGUAGCAUGGAGAUGUUUGAUCCUCUCACUAAUAAAUGGAUGAUGAAGGCAUCAAUGAACACAAAGAGGCGAGGAAUUGCCUUGGCCUCCUUAGGAGGCCCAAUUUAUGCAAUUGGAGGGUUAGAUGACAACACUUGCUUCAAUGAUGUGGAGAGAUAUGACAUAGAAUCUGAUCAGUGGAGUACAGUGGCACCAAUGAAUACUCCCCGUGGAGGAGUUGGCUCUGUGGCCCUAGCGAACCAUGUUUAUGCAGUAGGUGGCAAUGAUGGAGUAGCUUCUUUAUCUAGUGUGGAGAGGUAUGAUCCACAUCUGGAUAAGUGGAUAGAAGUUAAAGAAAUGGGUCAACGAAGAGCAGGCAAUGGAGUUAGUGAGCUCCAUGGUUGCUUAUAUGUUGUUGGUGGUUUUGAUGAUAAUUCUCCUCUGAGUUCAGUUGAGCGAUAUGACCCUCGAAGCAACAAAUGGGAUUAUGUGGCAGCACUUACCACUCCCCGGGGUGGAGUGGGGAUCGCAGCAGUCAUGGGCAAGAUCUUUGCAGUUGGUGGUCAUAACGGCAAUGCAUAUUUAAAUACAGUAGAAGCAUUUGAUCCAGUGCUGAAUAGGUGGGAGCUUGUUGGAUCUGUGUCUCACUGCAGAGCUGGAGCAGGAGUAGCUGUAUGUGCCUGUUUAACUAGCCAAAUUCGAGAUGUAGGUCAUGGAUCCAGUAAUGUAGUUGACUGUAUGUGACCUGAGUUCCAGCCAACCACCAACAAUUUAGUUGUAUGUGAUGGGCAAGAAAGACAAACAGAAUUUCCUAAGAUCACUUAUGAAGAGUUUAACUACUACUAGAGUCUUAAAUAUAAACUGUUGUAUUGUGACUAAGUGCAACACUGGAAUGAUAGGUAAAAAAUUAUUAGUAAUAAAGUUAAUUAUACUUCCUACUUCAGCAAAUAAUGGACUAGGGAAGGAAAACAGUCUGACCUGAAACCAUACCUUCUCCAAAAAAUGUUUAAGGUAGUGCCAAAACCAUGAAAUCCCCCUUUUAAGAAAAUUUGAAUGAAUCAAAAUGUAAAAUGGAGUUCUUUGCUGAGCUUUUACCUUUUUUUUGCCUAAAGGUGUUAACCCUGGGUGGUAGGUUUUUUCUAGAGAUUAGAAUCCAUUCAUCAACACAGGGAUAUCAGGACACAUGAGAGAGCUGCUCCUUUUGAAUAUGGUUUCUACUUGGUGCUGAUGAAUUUAUGCCUUGCUUUUUUAUCUAGGGGUUGAUUUUUCAAUUUCUUGGAUAUUUACGGAAGUAGAAAACUGCUUUAUCUUUCUGAGAGCCACUUGGCUGCAUUUCUGGAAGCUUAUAGGAGUGCUGGAAGCAGCCCUUAGUGUCAAUUUGAAUUGUUAGGAUGCCAAAAGAUCUAGCUGAACUAAUUCCAUCUGAAUAAAUCUAUACCUUUAUUCUUUCAUCUCAUGUAAAAAUGGAUUUGUUUCAUAAUAAGCAAAAACUGAACCAGAGGAAAUAUUAGAAGAGAAGGCUUUAGAACUGAUGUUAUUCUAGCGCCCAGUUGAGUGCCCUUGAGAAGCAACGGUGAUUACAUGACUCCCUAUUGAGAGGAGUCUGAAAAGAUGUUUCUCUUCUUUAAUUAUUUGAUUUUGAACCCAAGAUUUAUUAUCUUUUUAUUUUGCUGUUUGCCACCAUCCUGGUUUUUCUAACUGUACAGAAUAUGGGUUUAUUUAUUUUCAGAAAAUGAAUCCAUUUACAAAAAUCCUUUAUAUACUUUACUGAUUAGUUCAAGCCCGUCGUUACCAGUAAAAGAUACUGUUGGUAAAAAAAAACACCAAGAAGAUUGAAAUGACUGUUUUUCCUCUUAUAGUUAGUGCUCUCCAGUAUGUUCAUUGACUUUAACUGAAACUAUUUCUACACGUUCAUUUGGAGCCAUGAUAAUGAUACACCUACUGAUUUCACAGUUCUUCAUGGUUUUAACCAGCAUUAUAAAAUGGCCAAUUCAUUAUAUGUAAAUAUUUUUAUAAACAUUUAUGAAGAGUAUUAAAAUACUCUGUUUUGUAUUUGGAAUGCAGUUUGGUACUUCUCUUGUAGGCCUUCCUACAUGUUCCUUUAGUCAUGCUUUAGAAUUUAGUGCUCCUUGCUGGUCAGUCAUCUGGUUCACACUGCCCCCUGCCACCCAGCCCGGAAGUCCAUUGCCUAAAAACCUCUGAUGGUCCUCAUUCAAGUCAACCUGGCUUGUCAGUACAAUAGGGCAAAAGCCACAUUACAGAUGCUGGUGUCUAUUGGUAUAGCAGACCAAAAGAAGAGGAAAAAAUUGUGUAAGGGGGUCCAGGCCAGCAGAUAAAGGUCUUUCAUGAAGCAGACUUAAAAGUAUCUUAAUUAUGCCAUUUGUUACUGUCAGCUUAUGGGCAAGUUUGUAAGUCACUGCUGAACCUGAAUCCGUGUUCUCUGGUGUAACUUUAUAUUUCAGUCAAUCCCCAAAGCAUUUAACUGCAGCAUCCACUGGACUGACUGUAAACAACUGGCUUCAUAUGGAAAAUAAGUCUCAGAACCUGGCAUGAACUGUUUAUUUCUCAUGGCUAAUGGAGUUCUUGUAUUAUAAUGCUUGUCCGGCUAUGACUGCCAGUAUGUUUGUUGUAUUUAUUUUUGUCAGGGAGUGGAUGUGAUCUCAGGUCUAAGAUUAUUUAAAUGUUUUUUCUUUAACUUAUUACUGCCUUUGUUGUAUGUAGAGAGUUAAGGAGUAUCAAGGUAUUUCCAUUUCUGUUUUUUACUAUACAAUAGUCAUCUAACAUACUAAGUUGGUACCCUGCUUACCUGUAAAAUAGAACUACUCAAGAGGGAAGUAAAGUGAGGUAAAGGGAACACUUGGCUGUUAUAUUUUGUAUGGAUAGUCAGCAUAGCCUUGAAGGACCUGGCAGUGGUAUGAAAAGAUAAAUAGUGGAAUCAAUAUGCACAGUCUCUAUUAAAAACACAUUCUUUGAGAUAUGAAAUGGGAAUCAGGCAAUUGAAAGAUGACAGAUAUUCAUAGGAAUAAAGAUGAAAUAAUCAAAGAUGGUUGCUUACUUAAUUGUGAGGCCUGUCACUUUACUCUCAGAUGUUAAUAGGAAUACCAAAAAGUGAUACAAUAUAGAGCUAAAUGUUGAAAUUGUAAGUGGAAAAAAAAAUGUGAGAAUUUGCAUAGUAUUUCUUCAAGAAAUAUUUCUAGGUGCUUUUGUAUCAUUAAAGCCACUACUUUCCUGUACUGUACUACCACUUUAAAAACAAAUUGCUUAAUAUUGUUUUUGACAAAUUUCACUGUAUUCUGUGUAACUAAUUGAUUAUUUUAAAUGUUUGAAUAAACUUUGUAUAUACCCUGUAA
Molecule: messenger RNA, 4918 nt
Organism: Manis pentadactyla (Chinese pangolin)
Lineage: Eukaryota; Metazoa; Chordata; Mammalia; Pholidota; Manidae
Gene: KLHL8
Product: kelch like family member 8
Exons: 11
Coding region: 453-2312 (619 amino acids)
Molecular function (GO): protein binding
Source: RefSeq, a predicted model, not a curated record